Gadus macrocephalus (Pacific cod) is the source of this 4631-nucleotide messenger RNA. Its product is annotated as protein ABHD8-like. NCBI's taxonomy places the organism in Eukaryota, Metazoa, Chordata, Actinopteri, Gadiformes, Gadidae. Bases 1151 to 2704 code for a protein of 517 amino acids. Gene Ontology annotation, molecular function: catalytic activity. The record is from RefSeq and is a predicted model, not a curated record. The transcript is spliced from 5 exons.
GCUAAUUGAUUAAUUAUUGUGUUGCAGAAUGACCAACAGCAGCCCUCUGUAAACAAAAAUGUGAUAUUUUGAAACGCAGAUUUAGAAUACAGUUUUCCUAUCACUGUGCAGCGUGCCUAGUUAAAUAUUAUACACAGUUUUAAAGGCCUACGUCAUAAAUUAAGGUGCAGAUCAUUGAGCAUUUAUGGGUCGAAAUCCAAAAUACUAAGUAACCUGCAUCACGCAAGACAACUGCAGUAUUCCAGAGAGCUUGUUUUUGUAUUUGUCUUAGGCCAGUCUAUUUACCCCAUAAUAAAUACAAAUAUAUUUUUUACAUUAUCUUAACGAUGCAGGUUGAACCUAACCAAGAAAUAUAUAUAUUCUAUAUAUUUUUGUUAUUAAUACAAUCCAUCCAUGGGGAGGUUUGAUUGCGGACAGAGCAGCAGGCCUACAGUGUGUGCUACUUUGAACUUGUUGCCCAUCCACCUAAUUCUGCAAUGCAGACAAUACAUUUAAAUGGUGUAAAUAGAGAAGUAGUUCAACAGUUCUACUAAGAGCUGGGUUUUUGAACACUGCUGAAAUGUGUCUAUGUUUUUAUGUAGUGAUUCUGUAGUGCAGCAAAGCAGGACAUAUUUGAGACUGGACACCUAGUUGGACUGUCAUGGCAACUACGCAUCUAUGUCCAGCUUUACAAAUGCUCUUCUUCUCGAGCAUUUGCUCUUUCGGUUCAUCAUCGGGUUAUUAAUUGUAAAAGGUGCGAUUGACGCAUACAGUUCUGUACUCAGAUGUUUAUUCAAAUAAAAAUGUAGAUACGCAGUAGAAGAAGAAACAACAAUGCAUGCUGUCCUGCAAUGUUAUGCCAAGCAGCACAUUCAGACAGUUGACUCAAACAUGCUCCAUUAUGCUUCAUUCCCUAAAAUGGAAAGAAUAGGCCAUACCCUGUGGAUAUGACACUUCCCAUUCUGUUUCCCCUUGAUAAAAAAAAACAUGUGUACACAUGUUGAGCUAUGCAAUGCUCUGCAUCUGCAUUGGGUCCAACGUGCAACUAUUAAUGCCACCUCAUGCAAUGAUUUGGAAGUUUGGCAGAUAAACUCAAAUUCAGUUUUGCCCUGCGCUAUUGAGCAGAUGAGAUGGCUUGGGUUGCUGCUCGCAUGCACCCACUCAGGCUGCCAUGGCUAACCCCUUCCUAUUUAUACACUUGGUGUGGGACCAUGUCAGGGGACGACUGUUAUUUAUAGUCAAUGUCGAAGUUAGACUACAGAUCGUAACAAAGACAGCACCGGAGGCCGGCGCCAUGCUGACCAGCAUCACUGAAGGGAUCCUCUGCUGCCUGACUGGGAAAGCUGCCAGUCUGGUCUUGCCCCUGGAAUCCUCCGAGCCCUCAAACGGCUUUGAGUUUGUUGAGGUCAAACCGGGCCGAGUUCUACGGGUGCGACACAUCGUCCCCGAGCGGCAGCCCGUGGUCACCGAAGACCAGAUGUCCUCGGGGAAGAAGAAGACGAAAGUGGACUCUAAUGAGGACGAUGGCGGUUCUGAGGACGUGAUGAAAGGCCCCCCAAAGGGUAGCAGUGUGCACUGCAAGAGGAAGAUCACAGUGUAUCGCAACGGGCAGCUGGUGAUCGAGAACCUGGGCGACGUGCUGCACUCGGAGAUCCUGCAGUGUCAGGACGGGGACCUGGAGCCCUGCAGCACCGUGGAGGUGGAGCUGGCUGACUACAAGGAAUUGGCCUCUUCCCCAGAACCCAACCCCAUGCCUCCCCGCGUCCCCCCUCACGCCGGGGACCAGAAGCCGGCUCCGCCCCCCCGGCGCCGGCGCCGCAAGCCCAAGCGCACGGUGCUCAUCGACUCCAAGAGGGCGAUCUCCAGCUGCAAGGGGACGCAGUCGGACGUAGCUCUGUUCUUUGUGCACGGCGUCGGCGGCUCCCUGGACAUCUGGGGCAGCCAGUUGGAUUUCUUCUCUCGGCUGGGCUACGAGGUGAUCGCGCCGGACCUAGCCGGCCACGGCGCCAGCAAGGCCCCCCCGAUCGCAGCGGCGUACACAUUCUACGCCCUGGCAGAGGACCUGCGCGCCAUCUUCAAGAGAUACGCCCGCAAACGCAACAUCCUCAUCGGUCAUUCAUAUGGAGUGUCGUUUUGCACCUUCCUAGCACAUGAGUAUCCGGACCUGGUCCAUAAGGUAGUGAUGAUCAACGGAGGAGGUCCUACAGCUCUUGAGCCGAGCCUCUGCUCUAUCUUCCAGCUGCCAUCGUGUGUCCUCCACUGCCUGUCUCCCUGUCUGGCCUGGAGCUUCCUCAAAGCUGGCUUCGCCCGCCAAGGGGCCAAAGAGAAGCAGCUGCUGAAGCAGGGCAACGCCUUCAACGUGGCCCCCUUUGUCCUCCGUGCCAUGAUGAGCGGCCAGUACUGGCCCGAGGGCGACGAGGUGUACCACGCUGAGCUCACCGUGCCCAUCCUUCUGGUGCACGGCAUGUGCGACAAAUUCGUGCCCAUGGACGAGGACCAGCGCAUGGCGGAGAUUCUCUUGUUUGCAUUCCUCAAAGUCAUCGAGGAGGGAAGUCACAUGGUAAUGAUGGAGUGCCCUGACACCGUUAACACCCUCCUGCAUGAGUUCUUCCUAUGGGAGCCCGACAUGUCCAAAACAGAGAGCAUCAAAUGUGACACAGAGACAAAGGCUACCACCAACGACAUAGUCCAGACACUGAGAGUAAACAAGACUGUGGACAAAUAACCAGAACAAUGAGUCUUGGUUUAGGGUAGAACCGAUCAGAGGGCCAUCUUUUGAGAGUUGGCACGUGUCCAUAAGGCUGCUUAUUGGCUGAGAUCUGUUACAAAAAUAGAGCCGCGCCUCGGAGAAUGAUGGUGGCUGAUGGUGCUCCAAGAUAAGGCAGAACUAUGAAACAAAAUCUGAGUGGAUGGGGAUAUCCUUACCGUGAGCGAAAUAGUCUGCUUCUAUAUUUGGCAGAUACGUGUGCGUGUGCGCUCAUCACGUGGUGUUUGCAAAAUCACACGAUACCUGGAUGUCCAAAGGACUCAGCCCAUUUGUGAUUUGUGUAUCCAAUGUGUUGGAAAAGUGAAAAGACCAAAGUGAAACAGGCCCAUGCCGAAGUGGUAUGUCGAUUUCAUUGCCUUCAUCUAAUAUUCUCUGUAAAGCGCUACAGAUUGCGAACUGCCAUUGUUAAAUGGUCGUUGAUUAAUAACACUUGUGCCCAUCUUACAUGUGCUUUAAAUGGAAAAAUGGCCUAAAUAUAUAUAUAUAUAUAUAACGUUGGAGUUAAUCAACCCAUUAAUUGUUUCUUAUUCGGACACCAUAGGAAAAAUGGUGAUGAAAGGUUAUAUGUGUUAUGAUGUUGUUUAACCAAAUGAUGACUGGAAGGGAGUUAAGGACGUUAAGGUUACGAAUAUUCACAUGAAUCAACAUGAAAGUAAAUCAUCAACCAUUGGUUCUAUACUAGUUAGUAAUUAAGUGUACACUUAUGUCAUACUUGACCAUACUAAAUUACUAAAACCUAUUCAAGGUACUGCUCAAAGUAAUGUAUUGUUAAAACAAACAUGUUUAAAAUGUAAACUGCCUGUUUUGUGCAUCAUAUAUCACAGAUCAUUCGAUCAAGACUGAAGGUGUAUGUGAAGAUAGAAACAUAUGCCAAAUGACCUAAAACGAAUCAGUAUUGCAAUAGUAUGUUGAAAUAUCACCCCAAUCAUCCAGGGACAAAGCAUACAAAUAUACCGUGCUUGGGUUUAUUUUAGAGAAGCUAAUAUAUUCCUGUUUUCUUUUAAAUAACUGCCAAAAUAAUGAAAUGUAACUGUGUUAUCAUCCUAAAUGUGUUUAUCACUGAAUCAACAAAAAGCCUAACCUCUUCCAGUCAACCCUUUGUAAUUAACAAUGUCGAAAUGAAUGAAUAGGAUAGAAUUGUUGCUCGCUAAAAAUACAUUCACUCAUGGAUGUUAAUUUGUCUCACAAUGAGAUGGGAGAGACCGAAAGUAUUAAGCACAUUCUAAUAUGUUCCCUGAUUAUGCUUACCUGGUAACCGCAUGACCAUAUUUGUAUUAUUUUUUGUUGUGGUGCAGCAAUUGUAACCAAAUUGGUGAAUUAUAAGCAUUGUCAUUAAGGUCAAACACUAAUGUCAGUCAGCUGAAGGAGAAAUUCCUUUACCUAGGGGUGAACUUCUGACUUAUCAGGUUGCUACAUAUGCAUAUUUUUGGAGGAGGGAUGCAAAACGACUGGAUUUAUGCAAUCUGAGAAAUAGAUGUUGUGUUUUGUAUGAUGAAGAGGAAUGGACAUUUUAUAAAAAGAGAAGAAGUUGGCCUCUUGCCUCUAACGGCUAUAUGUAUUCAUCAUGGAUUUAAAAACAAACCAAUAAGUGCUGCUGGUACUGUAUGUAUGUCUGACACCUUUUGGUGGAAAUGGUCCAUAAUAUCAUUACAACUGCAGGGUGCACAGAUACGUAUUCUAAUGCUAAUUGAUGUGCAAUAAAACUGUCAGUGCUCCAAUGUGCUAUUAUUUGUGUUUACAAUGUGUUAAUGUGAUUGUUCAACAUAUGCACUGAUUAAAUGCAGAAUGAUACAUAUGAAAUUAUAUAGCCUAUCAAAACUGUUGAAUUCAGUGUAUGACUGUGCCUUUCUUGGCAUGAAAUAAAAAUUAUGUUUGCAAUCUAAAA